AUGUCUGCUCAAUUGGAUGCUCCGAGCAUCAAGAUCGCCAUCGACCGUUGUGGUACUUUCACCGACUGUCUAGGCAUUGUUGAUGGUCGCGAUGAGGAAAUCGUCGUCAAACUGCUUUCGCAAGAUCCAGCCAACUACGCCGAUGCUCCGAUUGAGGGCAUUCGGCGUAUUCUGGAUAUCCGCAUGGGUACAACAGUUGCCACCAACGCCUUGCUCGAGCGCAUGGGAGAACAUCAUGCGCUCUUGAUCACAAAGGGCUUCAAAGAUGCCCUGUGUAUUGGAACUCAGUCUUGCCCAAAGCUGUUUGCGCUCAACAUCCAACGUCCUGAUGUUUUGUAUGAGGACGUUGUCGAGAUUGAUGAGCGUGUCACAAUUGAGGACUAUCAGCAGAAUCCCAUCCCAGACAAAGAGAGGCUGCAAAAGUCCUUGGAGUCAGAUAUCUCUUUGAAAAAGGGUGUUAGUGGGGAAGUGGUUCAUAUCUUGGAACCUCUUGACGAAGGAGGCACAAGACAAAAUCCUAAGCAGCUCUAUGAGAAGGGCUAUCGCUCAACUGCGGUCUGUUUGGUUCACUCAUACACAUUCCAAGACCAUGAACUUGCAAUUCAGAAGAUCGCAAAAGAAAUCGGGUUCACCCAAAUCUCCCUUUCCGGCCAACUGUUGCGUAUGAUUAAGAUGACAUCUCGCGGUGCUUCAGCUACUGCAGAUGCAUACUUGUCACCAGCCAUUCAACAUUAUAUUCAAGGCUUCCGCUCGGGAUUUAAGGACGGACUCAGCUCUGCCGAUACCUACUGCGAGUUUAUGAAGAGUGAUGGAGGGUUGGUAAAUUUUGAAAAUGAGGCACCCCAAUUAGACAUCAGCACAGUAGCCGCUGGUGGUGGUAGUAUUCUUUUCUGGCGACAUGGAUUGUUUGCCGUUGGCCCCGAGUCUGCAAGUGCUCACCCAGGACCAGCAUGUUACCGCAAGGGAGGCCCUCUAACUGUGACUGAUGCCAACCUUUUCCUUGAUUUCGGCCCGAACGAGAACGAAGCUCUCGAUGUCGAAAUCACCCGAAAGAAGUUCACGGAGCUUGCAGAUCAGAUCAAUUCUGAGGCCGGACAAAACAAAUCCCCAGAAGAGAUCGCGUUGGGUUUUAUCCAAGUAGCCAACGAGUCUAUGGCAAAGCCUAUUCGAGCUCUCACAGAGGCUCGUGGGUAUGAUACUUCCGCGCAUAACUUGGCCAGCUUUGGUGGUGCUGGAGGACAGCAUGCUUGUGCCAUUGCCUUUUCGUUGUCUAUUGAAACUGUCAUCAUCCAUCGAUUCUCGUCUAUUCUCUCCGCUUACGGCAUGGCUCUUGCAGACGUUGUUCACGAGCCCCAAGAGCCAGCAUCAGGAGUGCUGGACCAGACAGCUAUGAAAAGCGUCACUGAGGAUAUCACUGCGUUGAAGUCUAAACAUGAAAUCUACCUCAAUCUGCGAUACCAGGGUACCGACAACUUGCUGAUGGUGCUCGAUCCUGAACAUGGAGACUUCAUUUCUGAGUUUGUCAAAGAGCACGAGCGCGAGUUUUCUUUCACAUUCCCCGGUCGCAAUAUCCUUGUCGAAGACAUCCGAGUCCGAGGCGUUGGAAAGGCAACCUCUAUCACACCAGAGGCACCUCAAAAAGAACUCAAAUCAGUCACCAAACAGCCCGUUGGCUCAGAGAAGCAGGAUGAUUCAUCUUCUGUGUAUUUUGCUGGCGUAUGUCUUGACGGUCCUGCUAUGAUCAUUGACAAAACUCAAACUAUUGUUGUUGAGCCAAAUGCUACAGCUACAAUUUUAUCCCGGCAUGUGAUUUUGGAUGUUCAGUCUUCUAAGAAGCAGACUGCCAAUGCAACGGUCGUGGAUCCUAUCAGAUUGUCUAUCUUUGGUCAUCGCUUCAUGUCUGUUGCUGAUCAGAUGAGUCGGAUGUUUCAAAAGACUUCCGUUUCAACAAACAUUAAAGAGCGACUUGACUUCUCCUGUGCUGUGUUCUCUCCCAAUGAAAGAUUGGUUGCGAAUAGACCUCUGCAUAGCCUAUAA
Messenger RNA from Penicillium hordei, 2037 nucleotides. RefSeq lists its product as uncharacterized. The record is from RefSeq and is a predicted model, not a curated record. Gene Ontology annotation, molecular function: 5-oxoprolinase (ATP-hydrolyzing) activity. NCBI's taxonomy places the organism in Eukaryota, Fungi, Ascomycota, Eurotiomycetes, Eurotiales, Aspergillaceae. Gene Ontology annotation, cellular component: cytosol. Gene Ontology annotation, biological process: glutathione metabolic process. Bases 1 to 2037 code for a protein of 678 amino acids. The transcript is spliced from 7 exons.